AUGGAUGACCUCGAAUUCCCAGCCGGUAUGAUGGUGCACCCCGAAGCGUCCGAGGAGGCGCAAAUCGUCUUUCUCCAGCUCGAAGCAGGUCAAGCUGCGCUCUGUCGACGUUGUUGGGACAAGACGGCUCUCUCCCAGCUCGUGCACUGCUCCAAUGCCUGCCACUUUUGUCGAACGUGCGUUCGUCAACAUGCACGACUCCGCUACAGCGCUUCGAGGUAUUGGCUCGGUUGCAUUUGCGCCGAGGGCACGUGUCAGGGACGCUUGUCGCAAAGUGAUUUGGGCAAGUUCUUACCCAGAUACCAAGCACUCGAUGAUCAGAUGAUGCUGGUACACGUCGCGCAAAUGAAAGACGUCAUCGCAGCCGAGAUAAAGGGGCUCGAGUGGUGCCCCCUUUGCCCCUUCGCCACCGUCGUCGAGUAUGGGCUGCGAGGAUCUCUGGUUUGUUCAAUGGGGUGUGGUACCUGGGAGCAAGGUCAGGUAAUGCUUUUUCCUGUCCUUCAAGAGUGGCACACAAAGGACACAACACAUUGAUGGCUGAUCCCGAUCGCGCCACACUUUGCGUAGUCGAGAGCACCCAUUUUCAUCGCAGAGGAGAUCGUUCCAGAGCCAUCGAAGCCAUCGCCCGUGAUCGCCCAGGAGUCCGAGUGCGCAUUCGUUGUACCAGACAUCCAAGAGGGGUCCAGCAAGGCGCAAGGGAGCUCUAGCGUCCUCUCGAUCUCACCGUCGGUUACUACCAGCACGUCCACCUUAACGGCGUCGGCGUCGACAUCGGCCUCUACACCGGCGAGCUCGGAACCACCCCCACCCUAUGUCCCCAAGACCAUCGUGUGUGCUUGUUGCUUCGACGACGAUCCUCUGCUCGAGACGACCCAAUGCUCAAAGGGCUGCGUCUUUUGCCUCGACUGCGCUCGCAAGUACGCCGAAACGCGCAUCGAAGAAAGUCAACACACCUUGCCGUGCAUGUCGACCACCGCGUGCAAGGGGCUCUUCACCGACAAAGAAGCGAUCCUGUUCCUCUCCCGAACGUCUUUCGCCCGACUUGAACAACUGCGACAGGAUUAUGAGAUUGAGCAAGCGCAGAUUCCUGGACUGGAGAAGUGUCCGUUCUGUCCUUAUGCCGUCGUCUUGGAUCCCCAUCACGGACGAAUUUUUCAGUGCUUGAUGCCUGACUGCGCCAUCAGCUCGUGCCGCCGGUGUAUGAGGGUUCGUCCCCGAGCACUGUGAGCUUAAUGAAGUGAUAAUAUACUGAACGGCGUUUGCUUUGCUACGCAGGAGGAUCAUAGCCCGAUGACGUGUAAAGAAGCAGCUGAGCACAAGCCUGCGCAAGCAAUCCACAAAGUCGCAGGUCAGCACCGUUGAUUCCUUUUUUCAGUUGAAUUCCAGAGCCCACCGACGGACCUUUGCUUCACGUGACUGCCACAGAGGCCAUGAGCGACGCCUUGAUUCGUCGUUGCCCUAACCUCAAGUGCGGCAAGACCUUCAUCAAGGAGCACGGUUGCAAUGUAGGUGCCACAGUUGUUUGGUUUCGACGUUCCCUCGCUGAUGAUCCAUCCGACGAAAGCACGUCGUUUGCACUGCGUGCCGAACCGAGUCAUGCUUCGUCUGCGGCGUCCUUGUAGGUCUUUUUGCCUCGUUAUGACCACUCGCUACGGGACGUCUGGCUGAUUCGACACUUCAUCGCAUGCUCACCGCUUGCAGGUCAAGGUACGACCAAUGUCCUGCUCUCCUGAACGUCAUGCGCAACCGACUGAACUUUUGAUCCUGACGGAACGUGCAGGGCUACGGCCACUGGCAACCUCCAUCUGCUUCAUGCCCGCUUUUCGACGACGGCGACAUGGCAGAUCGCGUCUCGGGCAACGUACCUUUUCCGAACCUCUCGAAUCCACUGACAAAGUCCCCUGCUGACGUAUUCGCCCACCCACAGAUCGAAUCGGCUUGGAGGUUCAGUACCUCGUUGGUCCUGCAAGAGAAUCCCGAGAUUGACGAACGCGAUCUCGAGAGUUUGAGAUUGGUCUCGAAAUGGAACCCUUCGCGACGGCGCUGA
Messenger RNA from Microbotryum saponariae, 2047 nucleotides. The record is from the annotation of a GenBank genome assembly. Lineage: Eukaryota; Fungi; Basidiomycota; Microbotryomycetes; Microbotryales; Microbotryaceae.